AUGAGUUCUCCACCCAGGGGACUCGGCACGACAAGCGCCCUAGCUUCAGAGCGGAUCCAUAUCCUUGGCGUGGGAAACCUCGGCAAGUUGAUCGCACACUAUCUGGUAAAACACGACCCCCAGACUCCGGUGACGCUCCUCUUCCACCGGCCAACUCUAGUUUCACAAUGGGAUGCGGCGGGCCGUGAAAUCGAGCUUGUGUCAGACGGCGAGGCACAAAGAAGUGGAGGGAUCGAUAGCGAGCUUCUCGGGGGGACUGGGGAUGGAGCGCCGAUUAAGAACUUGAUUGUGGCUUGUAAAACCUUUGUAACGACUAGUGCACUUGAUCAAGUUAAGGAGAGGCUUGGCCGUGAUUCUACCAUUCUCUUCCUUCAAAAUGGCAUGGGGACGACUGAUGAAGUGACAUCAAAGCUCUUCCCCGAGGAGAGCUCGCGUCCGCAAUAUUGGGCUGGCAUAUGUGUCGCUGGUGUCUACAACACGAAUCCGUUUUCCAUUGUACACGCUGGAAAAGGGCCCCUUACGCUCGGACCUGUACCAAGCAGCUCGACGGAAGACUCACCCGACCCUAAAGGCAACUUCAUGAUCGAGAAGCUAGUUAGCACGACUUACCUCCAAGCAACCGCCGUGUCCGCAGCAGAGGUUAGGAAAGUCCAGCUUCUCAAGUUAGCCGCAAACGCCAUCAUCAACCCCCUCACGGCUCUCCUCAACUGCAAGAACGGAGAACUUCUUGACGGCGGGAUAAAACAAGACCUCGUGAAUCGCCUAGUCACUGAAAUGGGGCCCGUGAUACGAGCUUUGUUGCCGCCGGAACAGACGGAGACCAGCGGUGAUUUCUCGGACGAAAAGCUGCUCGCGUAUGUGCAGAUGGUGACUGAGAAGACGGGAAAGAAUACCAGCUCCAUGUUGCAGGAUAUUAGGCUCGGAAGAAAGACGGAGAUUGAUUACAUCAAUGGGUUUAUAGUGGAUAGAGGUGAGGGCUUUGGUUUUUCAUGCCCGAAGCACGCUUUUUUGGUGGAUCUGGUCAGGAGUGCGUGGACCAUAGAGGAUAAGGAGAUUCCUGCGCUAUUUCCGUAG
This is a messenger RNA of Scedosporium apiospermum, 1074 nucleotides long. RefSeq names its product 2-dehydropantoate 2-reductase. The transcript is spliced from 2 exons. The record is from RefSeq and is a predicted model, not a curated record. The coding region runs from base 1 to 1074 and encodes 357 amino acids. Gene Ontology annotation, biological process: pantothenate biosynthetic process. Gene Ontology annotation, molecular function: NADP binding; 2-dehydropantoate 2-reductase activity. Gene Ontology annotation, cellular component: cytoplasm; mitochondrion. NCBI's taxonomy places the organism in Eukaryota, Fungi, Ascomycota, Sordariomycetes, Microascales, Microascaceae.